AUUACUGCCGCGCACCAGCGAGGCAAGAUGGCGGCCGCCUUGGACGCAGAAAAGUUGCUUGUGCAGUGUGAAUCGCAAGAACUAGAGGCUCCAGGUGGUGUGGCUACCCCAGAAGUUUAUUCUAAGCUUCUUGGCUUGUAUCUUCUGACAAAUGACAUGAACAAUGCUAAAUUCUUGUGGAAGAGAAUCCCUCAGCCAAUCAAGACAGCCAACCCAGAGCUUGGUCUAAUCUGGGCUGUAGGUCAGUGUAUGUGGCAAAGGAACUUUCCAGCUACCUAUGCUUCACUUAACAAAGAAUGGUCAGAGACGGCCAAGCCCAUUAUGGAAGCCAUAUCGGCUAACAUAAGGCAAAGAAUGUACCAUCUCAUUAGCUCAGCCUACACAACGAUUGAAGCAGAGGAAUUUGCAACGUAUGUCGGACUACAAGUUGAGCCAGCAAUUGCUGCUGCAACAGCAGAAGGAUGGCAAUAUAACGCUGAAAACAAUAUGAUAUCACCAAGAAAACCAGGUACCCAGCCCGAUCAAGCCAUUCCAAGCGAACAGCACAUUGCCCAGUUGACAGACUUUGUAUCAUUUCUUGAAAACUAGCUUUUGUAAAUAUUUAUAUUGAUUGUACAUACAUGUAUCAAAACGUCCAGCCACAUGCUCUGUGUUGGUCUUACUGUAUGCAGUUUAGUCCAAAGCAAGUUCUGUAGUUUUUUAUUGCAAAGUUAAAUGGAAGGUAGCUCUGGUUUGAUGCAAGUCUCUGGUGCAAAGUAUGAAUGGCGAAGUCAAACCUGGGCCCAUUUUCAUGGCUCUGCUUAUCAAAGAAUCAGUGCUUAUGGAAGAAGGGAAUUCCGUGCUUUACGUCAAGCAGAUUCCACAGGUUAGCAGGGAUUUUUACCUGGUGCAUUUGCCACAUUACUAGACAUUCUUCGCUUACACAGCUAGCACAGAAAUUUGGUGCUUGCAUGGGAAGCGGCGAAUGGUGAUUAUAAGCGCAGAAUUUGGCGGUAAGCAGAGCCAUGAAAUUGGGUCCUGGGCUAAAGGAAAAGGAACAAAGAUGUAACUUGUCUUUAGAUAUGCAAACCUUAAAAUCCAGUUUAGUAGACAAGAAAUGUUUCGUUGAGAUUCUCACUAAGUGUACCGGUACAGCUCAGGUGCAAGUGCUAUUCACUUGAAGUUUGUAUUCCCUCAUAUGUAAAUGCUCAAUCUUGGAGGUAAAACUAUAACAGUAUGAAAGUAUCAUCGGCUUUUGGCAUUUAAACAUAAAUAUUUGUCUGGCUAUGUUUUUUACCCUAGAAAACAUGCAGUUUUUAUCAAAAAAUGUGAACCUAUACCUGUUUUAUAGUAAAGCAUCAGACCUAUUAUUUGACAUUAAGGUAAUGUAAUGUGCACUCUGGUAUGAAGAUGUUAAAAAAUGCUCAGGCAAGUCUUGGAUCAUUGUAAAACGUGGAAGGUAGUGGUAGUACUUAGGCAAAUUAACUAAGCAAAAAGGCAUUUAGCUUUCGUAGCAACGACAACUUCAUAAGAUGCAAGUUGUUGCUCUACAAAAACUCGUGCAGUUUUUAUGUAACUAGUUUGUCUUUAAGUGCUACCACUACCGUUCACGUAUUAUCUAUCAGAUUAACACAGCUGUUUCUAUUAUUGGAGCAUUAUGAAACACUUGUAUGUACAUUGUAUGUUGUUUUUCUUUAGAAUAAAAAGCAAUUAAAAAAGCAAUUAAGAAAA
Messenger RNA from Asterias rubens (European starfish), 1710 nucleotides. Its product is annotated as COP9 signalosome complex subunit 8-like. Gene Ontology annotation, cellular component: COP9 signalosome. NCBI's taxonomy places the organism in Eukaryota, Metazoa, Echinodermata, Asteroidea, Forcipulatida, Asteriidae. The transcript is spliced from 6 exons. Bases 28 to 588 code for a protein of 186 amino acids. The record is from RefSeq and is a predicted model, not a curated record. Gene Ontology annotation, biological process: protein deneddylation; COP9 signalosome assembly.